CCGUCCGCCCUCCGCCGCUUCCCCUUGUGCCGCGCAGCGCGGCCCCGGCGCCUCCGUUUCUCUGGGACCGGGGGCCCCCCCGCCGGGGAAACGGAGGCGGCGAGUCCGGGGCAGGAGCCGGCGGGGAGGGGGCCCGUGGCCCUGCCCCUUCUACCUCCCCUCCCCCCCGCUCUCUCUCCCCCCGUCCCUCCUUGUGCUCCGGUUACUCCUCAGCACUUUCCGCUAUUACAGUCCGCGGAAGGGGAAUUCCCCUGUGACCCCCUCCCCCUCCGUCCCCGCCCCCCAACGCUGGGCCCCUCUCACCCUGGCCCCUUCCCUGUUUCUCCGAGACUCUCCCCUAGCACCGACUAAAUAAUAACCGUUUAAAAGGCAGCUGACCCAGCUGGAAAAGCACUUUUUUUUGUUUUUAAGAGUUAUUUAUUCAUCAGGCAAUCGCUUUAUAAAUCACGUUGGGAGAGAAAAAUCAGAGCAGAGGGAAAAACUGUGGGAGAAAGAAAAAAAACAAACAAACAAGAAGCGAACCCAGCAAGUGUUGAUCGACAUUCCAUCUCCAUAGUUCUUUUUCUGGCUGCAGACGGCACUGGACCACGGACCACCGAGCAGAACCACGCCCUUCGUAGGGAUGGUGGCAUGUUGUGCUGUUCCUGCGUGCAGGGUAUUCCUGGCUCUGCUUGUGCCGCUCAGCAUCCUUUGUGUAAAUCUUUCCAGGCCUUUCUAAAAUCAGCUGGUUCAUCAUUUUUUAAAAGAACAAUAAUCCAUAACCUUCAUGUACCGCAGCUUGUUUAGCCACUCCCCAAUUUUUCCGUUUUUUUGCUACCGCAGACCUCUUAGCACAUAUGGGUCCAUUUCCCUCCUUCAUGAUCUCCUGGGGACACGGACCCAGUAGUAGCACUGCCGGGUCAAAGAACAUGCACAGUGUGACAGCCCUUUGGGCAGAGUUCCGGAUCAGUCACAACUCCAACAGCAAUGCCCGAGUGUCCCAGUUUCCCCACAUCCCUUCCAACCUUUAUCAUUUUCUUGGAAAAGCGUUUUAGCUGAGCCAGAGAUUCUCUGGACCUGCCUUCUGGCCAUGUAGGACAUAGAACUGAUGACAGUCUUCUCUCAUCCUGACUUGCCACAUCUGGGCCAGUGCUUCAUUCACUUGCUGCCCGCGGGAUGGCCAGCAUCACCCAGCUGUUUAAUGAGCUGUGUGAGGCUCACCUCGGGCACGUGCGUUGGAAGGCCCACCGUGGCAGGCAGGGUGCCAGCGUGCGGAGGGCCAAGCAGGGCCUAAAAAGGGUGGUGUAUGAUGCCCUUUUUGUGGACCUCUUCCAGGAUGAGGGCCACAAGCCACCAUCAGCUGGGUCCCAGCUUCCUGUGAAGAACAAAAUCCUCAUGUUGUCCUUCAAUUUGCGGGUUGGGGGCCUGGGGCCUGAUGCCGACAGGCUGGAGGAACUAGUGGAGGGCUUGGAGGCGGCCCCUGCCCUUGGCCUGCCUCUGGCUGACAUCAGGGCUGUGCUGGACCUGUUGGUCCACCUGGCGGGGAGCGGCCCGCCGCUACUCCCUCCGAAGCGAGACUAUUUCCUGAAUAACAAGCACGUGGGCAGGAACGUCAAGCAUCAGGGCUAUGAUUACUACGAUGUAAGCAUGUUCGAGGCCGACGCGCGCUUCCUGAUCGCCAGCCAAGAGCAGCAGUGCCGCGACGUGAUUCAGAAGACGCUGCAAGUGAUGGAGGCCGCGCCGGGCACCGGCCUGCCCUCCAUUGGGCUGUUCGCCCAGAACUACCCCGGCGUGGACAGGUUUGAGAGAGAGACCCAUGGCUCGCUCUUCGGGGCCCUGGUGCACAGCCGCACCUACGACAUGGACAUCAAGCUGGACCUGCCGCCCGUCCCCGACAACGCUGACUUGUCCGGCAUUGCCAUCCAAGUUCCUCAGAGCAUCGAUCAGUCAGAAGAUGAAGGGUUCCAGUCAGCAUCAAAUCUGACUCCCGAUUCCCAGUCGGAGCCCAGCAUGACCCCAGACAUUGAUCUCUGGGAUGCUGCACUUAAUUACGAGCCCAACAAACGCAGGUGUUGGGAGAGAAUUGGCUGUCCGCCUGGGAAUAAAGAAGAGCCGUACCUCACGGAGGCUGGGAGGGAGGCUUUCGACAUGUUUUACCGCCUCCGGGAAGGGGAGCUGCAGCUUCUGCACAGCAGCCUGCUCCAGCUGCCGCCCCUGUUCCUGAUGAAGGAGAGGGAACUGGUCAAAGACGUCCUGAACGUCCUCAUCGGGGUUGUGUCGGCCACCUUUUCCCUCAGUCAGGCCAGUCAGGCGUUCGAGGUGAAGCAGGGCGUCUACGUGUCGGGAACGUCUCCGCAGAACAUGAGCAGCCUCCUGUCUGAGGUUGCCGAGUACGGCACACACUACACCCGCCUCAGCCGCUUCUCCUUGCAGCCUGUCCUGGAUUCUUCCUACAGCAAGGGCCUCGUGUUCCAGGCUUUUACAAGUGGCCUACGGAAGUACCUGCAGUAUUACCGAGCCUGUGUUCUCUCCACGCCACCCACCUUGAGCCUGCUGACCAUCAGCUUUCUCUUCAAGAAACUGGGGCGCCAGUUAAGGUAUUUGGCUGAGCUCUGUGGCGUGGGCGCUGCCGUUCCCGGGCUCAGCGAGGGUGGGACUAAGUCCUCCUUCCCGACUGGCGUGAAGCUGCUGUCCUACCUGUACCAGGAAGCCCUGGAUAACUGCAGCAAUGAACAUUAUCCCGUCCUGCUGUCGCUGCUGAAGGCCAGCUGCGAGCCCUACACCAGGUUUAUCCAUGACUGGGUGUACAGUGGCGUAUUCCGUGACGUCUAUGGGGAGUUCAUGAUCCAAGUAAAUGAGGAAUAUCUCAGCUGCCGAGAUAAGUUUUACUGGACGCACGGGUACGUGCUCAUUUCCAAGGAGGUGGAGGACUGCGUCCCUGUGUUCCUGAAGCACGUCGCCAACGACGUCUACGUCUGUGGCAAGACCAUCAACCUGCUGAAGCUGUGCUGCCCCCAGCAUUACAUCUGUUGGUCCGACAUCCCCGUUCCCCGGAUCUCGGUCAUCUUCUCCUUGGAGGAGCUGAAGGAGAUUGAGAAGGACUGUGCUGUGUAUGUGGGGCGCAUGGAGAGGCUGGCCCGCCACAGUGCUGUGAGCAAGGAGGAGAAGAAAUUGCGGAUGGAGAUUGCCAAGCAAGAAUUAAUUGUGCAUGCCCGGGACACGGCCUCCCGAGUGCUGAAGGCCUUGAAUGAUCGACACGUGUCUGAAAGGAUGGCCUUGGAUGCCAAGAAACGAGAGCAGUUCCAGAAACUGAAAGAGCAGUUUCUGAAGGAUCAGGAGCGUCGCCUGGCAGCCAAGCAGGAGGAGCUUGAUGAUGACUUCAGCUACGCCCGUGAGCUGCGCGAGAGAGAGAAGAGACUGAAAGCGCUGGAGGAGGAACUGGAGCGGAAGGCAAGGCAGGAUCUAAUUGACCACUACAGCAAGUUGUCUGAGGAGGCUGCUCGCCGCGAGCAGCGGGCUCUCUGGAAGAUCCGGAGGCACAAGCUGGAGACGGCCCGGCUGAACUUUUUCAAGGAAGACCAGAAACGCAUCCAGGAGAUGCUUCAAAAUGUCUCUGAAGGAAAAUACAGGGAGAAACUUGACAUCCUCCCCGGUGUCCGUCCUCCCGGUCACGUGGAUGCCUCUGCAGGAGAGCCUGGAGUCCAGGCUGGGCAGUGCUCAGAGAACAUUGGUGAGCGUGCGCAGGGGCUGCCGCCCUCAGUGGGCACCUGGACAGCAGAACAGAUGGACCCUGAGAAGGAGGGCCCAGAGAAGGCAGGCCCAGAGGACGUGGGCCCGGAGAAGGAUGGUCUGGAGAAGAUGGGCCCAGAUGGCCACACCCUGGAGCCCAAGCUGCCGGGCUCCGGCCUGGACAUGGAUGAUUUCCUGCCCAGGCCCCUCCCAGAGCAGCUGCCCGCUGCCUCGGGCUCCCCGGCCCUGCUGGAAGCAGCGCUGCAGACUAUCUCCGCAGACCUGCCCCCUGCAGCUCCCGGGGGGGCGGCGGACCAGGAGGGCGGCCCAGAGCAGCUCUAUGACUUCAACACCAUCCUCCGCUCCGCGGCCACGACCAAGGUCCAUACAGAUGGAGUGCCCCCGGCACCCGGGGACACGCGCCACCGACCCCGCUGGAACCUCCACGGUCACGCCUCAGACUCCAGCAUCCAACUGGGAGAGUCGGUCCCGGAGCCGCUGGCCCCCCAAACCACGAGGGCCAGGUGGAAUGUCCACGGCCACGUCUCCGCCUCCCACAUCAAGAUGGGCGAGUACACUGCUGAUGUGGAGGCGGCCCCACCCCGAGGGAGCGUCCACGGCCACGUGUCGGACAGCAGCAUCCCCCUGGGGGCCUACGUGUCAGAGGUGGUCUCGGCUCGACCCCGCUGGAACCUCCACGGCCACGCCUCUCAGUCCCACCUGAAGUUGGGUGACCUCACUCUGGAGGCCGAGGACCCCCGGCCACAGGGCAGCACCUUUGGCCACGUCUCAAAGUCCAGCCUUCAGCUGGGCCAGAGGGAGCUGCCCCCUUCUCCCAAGCCCCUUCCCAGACAGACGGUCCCCGCUGCUGCCACCUCCACCAUGCAGUGGUUCCUGUACAACAGGGAACUGGGCUGCCCGGUCCCAGACCAGCCACCGCAGGCGGGGGAAGCACCCCGGACCUCGGCUGCAGCUGCUGAAGCCGGAGAACCAGGACAGGAGCUCGUCCCACGGAUGGCAGGGGAAGCUGAGGAGAGGCUGGCCAUCGAGGCUGAGGAGAGGCCGGCCAUCAAGGCCGGGGAGAGGCCGGCUAUUGAUUCAGACGUAAUGAGCGAUGAGAGUGGGGAUGUCUCUCCAAACCAGCCUCCUGAACCACAGAAAGAAGCAGAAGCCCCAACCAUGGCCGCCAGCCCCGAGGAGGCGAAGGAUGGAGCCAAGGGCUGUGCCCGGGAGCAGGCCUACCUGAAAGCCUUGUCGGACCAGUACUGUCUCGAGAAGUACCAGGACAGCUACGGCCUGAUGUCGGAGCCUCCAGUGUCCCACCUGCUGCGCCACAUCAUUCCCAGACCCUUCUCCUUCCCCAUGGAUCCCCGAGGGCCCACGGCGACUGACGAGACGUCGGUUCAGCUGAGUGAGCUCUUGACCCUCCCUGUGCUCAUGAAGCACUCCAUCACGGCGCCGCUGGUUUCUCACGUGUCCCUGGUGAACAAGGCCGUGGUCGAUUACUUCUUUGUGGAGCUCAGCCUAGAAAAGCACUUUGAGGCCCUGAGGCACUUUCUGCUCAUGGAGGACGGCGAGUUUGCUCAAUCUCUCAGUGACCUGCUCUUUGAGAAGCUGGGCUCUGGGCAGACCCCCGGGGAGUUCCUGAACCCUCUGGUGCUCAACUCCUUCCUCACCAAAGCCCUGCAGUACAGCCUGCAUGGGGACACCAAGCUUGCUGCCAACCUUUCCUUUGCCCUCAAGUACCUGCCGGAGGUGUUCACCGCCAAUGCCCCCGACGCCCUGAGCUGUCUUGAGCUGAGGUACAAGGUUGACUGGCCCCUCAACAUCGUCAUCACAGAAAGCUGCCUGAACAAAUACAACAAGAUCUUCUCCUUCCUGCUGCAGCUGAAGCACAUGAUGUGGACCCUGAAAGACGUGUGCUUCCACCUGAAGCGCACAGGUAAGGGCCCUGGGGCCUGCCGCGGGCCUAGCAGCCGGGGAGGCAGACCCAGAAGUGGGUGGCCUGCUUUCUGGGACGCUAAGGUCUCUUCUGCUCUGUUGGCUCCCUCGUUCCCUCCAGCGUUGGUGAACCACGCGUCUGGUUCGGUCCAGUUCCGCCAGCUCCAGCUUUUUAAACACGAGAUGCAGCAUUUUGUGAAGGUGAUCCAGGGCUACAUCGCCAACCAGAUCCUGCAUGUCACGUGGCGCGAGUUUGGCAACAAGCUGUCCUCUGUGAGCAACCUGGAGGAGAUUCACCGCACUCACGCCGAGUACCUCAACAAAGCCAUCUUCAGGGGGCUGCUGACGGAGAAGGCUGCCCCUGUCAUGAACGUCAUCCAUAGCAUCUUUAGCCUCAUCCUCAAGUUCCGCACUCAGCUCAUCUCCCAGGCUUGGACCUAUGAUGGCGGCCAGCAGGUGGCCGUGCACCCCAACUUUGCCCUCAUGCAGCAGUCCUACAGCACCUUCAAGUACUACUCUCACUUUCUUUUCAAAGGUGAGGACCGGGGAUUGGGGGAGCCAUCUUCGGUGGCCUUUGUCACCCCGGGGUACAUACCCUGCCUCUUUUUCUUCCCUGCAGUGGUCACCAAGCUGGUGAACCGAGGCUACCAGCCCCAUCUUGAAGACUUCCUCCUGAGAAUUAACUUCAACAACUACUACAGAGACACAUGAGUCCCAGGCAAGAAGUGCUGUAUAAUAGAAUUCACUUUCUUACUUUUCUGUAAAUAGCCACUUAAUAAAGGCUCUGGCGCCCCUGUGGGGCUGUCCCGGGCAGCUCUCCACCCGCCAGGUCGGAGGGGCAGUCAGCUUGAGCCAUUUAUUGGAGGGGGGCUGUCGGGCGGACAGGACAAGCAGCAAGGGCGGCCCCCUUCCCCUCACUGAGGUUAGCCAUACUUUCCUAGUCGUGGGCCAAGUGUCUCUAAGGAACUGAAGGUAAAGAAGGCAGCAGCUGGGCUGCUCACGCUCUUCGGGGGCAGGAGGAGGGUCCCGUCCCCCUCUCCAGUCUUAAGUCCCCUCACAAGAGGGAGAUCUGCAUCCACCAGAAGUGAAUGUCAUUCCG
Molecule: messenger RNA, 6748 nt
Organism: Sarcophilus harrisii (Tasmanian devil)
Lineage: Eukaryota; Metazoa; Chordata; Mammalia; Dasyuromorphia; Dasyuridae
Gene: TUBGCP6
Product: tubulin gamma complex associated protein 6
Exons: 24
Coding region: 1156-6360 (1734 amino acids)
Biological process (GO): microtubule nucleation; meiotic cell cycle; spindle assembly
Cellular component (GO): centrosome; gamma-tubulin complex; equatorial microtubule organizing center
Molecular function (GO): gamma-tubulin binding; microtubule minus-end binding
Source: RefSeq, a predicted model, not a curated record